This is a messenger RNA of Gamsiella multidivaricata, 1971 nucleotides long. RefSeq names its product hsp60-like protein. Gene Ontology annotation, biological process: mitochondrial unfolded protein response; apoptotic mitochondrial changes; protein import into mitochondrial intermembrane space. Gene Ontology annotation, cellular component: mitochondrial matrix; mitochondrial inner membrane. Bases 67 to 1824 code for a protein of 585 amino acids. Gene Ontology annotation, molecular function: protein-folding chaperone binding; ATP-dependent protein folding chaperone; ATP binding. NCBI's taxonomy places the organism in Eukaryota, Fungi, Mortierellomycota, Mortierellomycetes, Mortierellales, Mortierellaceae. The record is from RefSeq and is a predicted model, not a curated record. The transcript is spliced from 5 exons.
CCUGUUCUUCUUUUUGAUCUUGAUCCUCUCCCGCUUCAUCCUCAAGAAACAAACAGAUCCUUCGCCAUGCUCUCCAUCACCCGUGCCCUCAAGGCCAAGGCCCCCAUGGUCCGCCCUGCCGUUAGCGCCCUCGCUAUGCCCACGCGUCUUUCCAACACCCGUCUGUACUCUUCCCACAAGGAGAUCAGCUUCGGUAUCGAGGGUCGCGCAAAGCUCCUCAAGGGUGUUGAGAUCCUCGCCAAGGCCGUCGCCGUCACCCUCGGCCCCAAGGGUCGCCAUGUCCUCAUCGGCCAGCCCUACGGAAGCCCAAAGAUCACAAAGGAUGGUGUCACUGUUGCCAAGUCAAUUACUCUUGAGGACCCCUUUGAGAAUCUCGGAGCCAAGUUGAUUCAGGAUGUUGCUAACAAGACCAACGAAACCGCUGGUGAUGGUACCACCACUGCCACAGUCCUCACCCGCGCCAUCUUUGCUGAGGGUGUCAAGAACGUCGCCGCUGGAUGCAACCCCAUGGAUUUGCGCAAGGGAGUUCAGAUGGCUGUCGAUGCCGUCGUCGAAUUCUUGCGUGAGAACAAGCGCGAGAUUACCACCACUCAGGAGAUCGCCCAGGUCGGAACCAUCUCUGCCAACGGCGACAAGGCUAUUGGCAAUCUGUUGGCCCAGGCCAUGGAGAAGGUCGGCAAGGAGGGUGUCAUCACUGUCAAGGAUGGCAAGACCACUGAGGACGAGCUUGAGAUCACAGAGGGUAUGCGCUUCGACCGCGGUUACAUCUCACCCUAUUUUGUCACCGAUACCAAGUCGCAGAAGGUUGAGUUUGAGAAGCCCUUGAUCCUCCUCUCAGAGAAGAAGAUCUCUAUUCUUCAGGAUGUCCUCCCCGCCUUGGAGGCUGCCGCCACUCAGCGUCGCCCCCUUCUCAUCAUUGCUGAGGAUAUCGAUGGUGAGGCUCUGGCUGCUACGAUUCUCAACAAGUUGCGUGGUCAGUUGCAGGUCGCUGCCGUCAAGGCCCCUGGAUUCGGCGACAACCGCAAGUCAAUUUUGGGUGAUCUCGCCACCUUGACCGGUGCCGUCGUCUUUUCGGAUGAGCUCGACGUCAAGUUGGAACGUUUGACCCCUGAUCUUUUGGGAACCAUCGGCUCGAUCACUAUCACCAAGGAGGACACUAUCUUGAACGGUACCGGUGCUGGCUCAAACGAGGCCAUUGCUCAGCGCUGUGAGCAGCUCCGCUCCUUGAUUGCUGAUCCUAGCACCUCGGACUAUGAGCGCGAGAAGUUGGAGGAGCGUCUUGCUCGCCUUAGCUCCGGCGUCGCUAUCAUCCGCGUUGGUGGACAGAGCGAAGUCGAGGUCGGCGAGAAGAAGGACAGAAUUGUCGAUGCAUUGAACGCUACCAAGUGCGCUGUUGACAGCGGUGUGCUCCCUGGCGGUGGCACGGCUCUGCUCAAGGCGCUCAAGGUCCUCGAUAAUCUCAAGGGCGAGAACUUUGACCAACAGCUCGGUAUCAACAUCAUCCGCUCUGCCAUCCAGGUUCCCUCCAAGACCAUUAUCUCCAACGCUGGUGGCGAGGGCGCUGUUGUGAUUGCCAAGGUUGUUGAGAAUGAGAACUUCCACUACGGAUAUGACGCUGCGACUGGCGAGUACGGUGACAUGUAUAGUCGUGGAGUCCUCGACCCCUUCAAGGUCGUUGUCACUGGACUGAAGGAUGCUUCUGGUGUAGCCAGCUUGUUGAGCACGUCUGAGGCCAUGAUCGUCGAUGCUCCAAGCAACGAUAAGAACCCCAUGGGUGGCAUGGGUGGUAUGGGCGGUAUGGGCGGCAUGGGUGGCAUGAUGUAGACGAGUUUUGUACAGCUAUUUCCUUUCAUUUUCAUUCUUUCUUCGCACAUAUGCAAAAAUAAAGAUCGCUCUUGAUCAAAUUGAGAAGCAAAAAGGAAGUCACGGGUAAACAUCCCAUUUUAGGGCUCGUUUUGUCGCUCAGGUUCU